This is a messenger RNA of Nymphaea colorata (pocket water lily), 1254 nucleotides long. Its product is annotated as heavy metal-associated isoprenylated plant protein 9-like. Lineage: Eukaryota; Viridiplantae; Streptophyta; Magnoliopsida; Nymphaeales; Nymphaeaceae. The transcript has 5 exons. The coding region runs from base 119 to 1102 and encodes 327 amino acids. Gene Ontology annotation, molecular function: metal ion binding. The record is from RefSeq and is a predicted model, not a curated record.
AUGCACUGCAGGCGCAAACCCCUUACAUUGUCAUCCAGCCUCUUUCUUUUCUGUGUUCUAGAACAAGAAGGAGAAUCCUGAAUCCUGAAAGCCUUUCUUUUUUUAUCCAGUUCUGCUAAUGGGAGAAGCACCGCAGGAAGAGAGCAAGGCCGCUGAGGCACAAGAUGAAGCGAAUGAGGAGGAGAAAGGCGAUGGAGAGAAACAGGAAGAGAAAGAGCCACCAUCUCCAGCGAUCCUGUCCGUGGACAUAAAUUGUCCUGGUUGUGCUAAGAAAGUUAAGAGAACCAUCCUCAAAUCCAGAGGUGUGGAAGAUGUACAGGUGGACAUGGCAGGGAAGCAAGUGACAGUGAAGGGUAUGAUAGAUCCUCAAGCAUUGUGCACAAAAGUAGAGAGGAAAACCAAGAAGAAAGCAAGCGUCAUAUCUCCAAUCUUGCCUGCAGCAAAGGACGAACCCGAGAUCGUGAAUGCACAGGCGACUGGUGAAAUGAACACCGUGACGCUCAACGUAAACAUGCACUGCGAGCCGUGUGCUCUUCAGCUUCGGAAAAGGAUCCUGCGAAUGAGAGGAGUUCAAACGGCAGAGACAGAUUUCGCUACUGGGAAGGUGACCGUGACAGGCACCAUGGACGCUAACGAGCUCGUCGAGUACGUCUAUAAACGCACAAGAAAGCAAGCCAAUGUCAUCGCACCACCACCAUCACCACCACCACCAGCCAAAGAAGCGGAGGAAAAGCCAGCAGAAGAGCCGGAACCCGAAGAGAAGAAAGAAGAAAACAAACUUGAAGAAGGAAAAGCAGAGGAGAAGACAGAAGAAGGAAAGGAAGAGGAGAAGACAGAAGAAGGAAAGGAAGAAGAGAAGAAGGAAGAAGGUGGAGGUGAGGAAGAGAAGAAGGGAGAGGAAGACGAGACCAAGAAGGAGGAGGAAGAGGCCAAGGACAACCAGGAAGAGAAAGAUGAAGGGGGUGAAGAAGAAGGAACUAAGAUGGACCAGGAUGACAACGCAAAAAAGAUGGUUUACUAUCCGCCCAUAUACGUGAUCGAACGAGUCUACGCGCCCCAACUCUUCAGUGACGAGAAUCCAAACGCAUGUUGCAUCCUCUAAGGAAACAGCACACACACACACACACACACAUAAUGCAUAUGUAUAAUCUUUUUAUUAUUUUGUAUUAAUACCACUUCUGGGACUUUUCCAUCAAUGCCAAUAACAUAUAUUUGUGAAUGAAAUGGGAAACGAUGGUGAUGAAUUUGCAUCAG